AUGUUUGCGUUAUACGCCUUCAUCCUUGUAUUGUCAGCAUACUGGAUAUACAAAAUAUCUAAAUCUCGAAUUAAGAAAGUACCCGGACCAAAAGGUCUUCCAAUCGUAGGGAAAGGUCUGGAGUUUAACUCCAGUAAUUUACUCCAGAAAUUUGAUGAACUGUCGAAAGAAUAUGGGGAUUUUUUUCUGGUGAAUCUGUUUGGUAUUGAUUACCUGAUUUUAAACUCAGAGAAUGCUAUCAGAGAAGUUUUAACGGACACAAAUCUGAAAGCCUAUACAAACGACCGUAGUCCGACGUUCUGGGGCGAGUAUGCUUAUUAUGGCAACCAGAGUGUGGCCUUUUACAAAGAAGGUUACAGCCACGUACACAGCAAGAUGAGAAAAUACAUAGCGAAAGGGUUACACUUUUACGGAGAAGAUGGACGAGACAUUUUUGAGAGUAACGUUUUCUCUGAGCUUGGAAAUUUCACUAAAAAGAUCGAACGGUUGAGGGUGAGAGGUGAGGAGGCUGAUAUGAUGGCACUCAUUCAACGGUCGCUGUCGAAUGUCGUCUCUGUUGCAUUAUCUGGCGAGGUGAUACCGGAAGGGAACGAAGAUGAGGACAUGUUCUGGAAAAUCAUUGACACUAAUAGCUAUUUCUUAGCCAAUGCCCGAGACGCCAUUUUAUCCGCCCUUCCUAUCCUCCGCUUCCUGCCCGGACCGUACAGUAGCAUGUGGCAGCGUCUUAACGAUGGCAAGGCAAAAGUCAUCAGAAACUACUUUGUAUCCCAAAAGAAGACACACAUCUCUGGGAAACCACGUGGUAUCUGCGACAUGUUUUUUGACGCCCAGGAGGAGGAGAAGGCGGACGGUGACAUGGUGCUGACUGAUGAACGAGUUAUCUCUAACAUACUAGAAGUGGUCGUAGCAGGAAUCAUCACGUCGUGGUCACUUCUUAGUUCCACCAUGUUCCUCCUUCUCCACCACCCGGAGUUCCAAGAUCGCCUGGCCAAGGAGCUACAAGCAGUUGCCGGACAGGGUGAAGAAGUAACAAGUAAAGACAAGGUCAAGUCACCACUCAUGGAAGCCCUGGAGUUAGAGACCCAUCGUUUGCUGCUGGUGAACCCAACGCUUUUAACCAGGCUGUCCAGAAAGGAUGUAGAGUAUAAGGGGUAUACCAUAAAGGGAGGAACGCGAAUAAUUUCAAACGUGUGGAAAGUUCAUCACGACGAAAAGCUUUGGGGAGAUCCCUGGAAAUUUCGACCGGAACGUUUCUUGGACAAGAAUGGUCAACUGGUAUCCCGUGACCACUCGUAUAGAACAAGUUGGAUGCCAUUCGGACUUGGCAAGCGCUCUUGUAUAGGGGAACCAUUCGCCCGCGCCCGCUAUUUCCUGUACGUGGCGACCCUGCUACGCAACUGGAGAUUAUGUCCUUCGAAAGACCAGCCACUACGGGACUAUGAUCCUCGACACGUGGAAAAUUUUGACAUUGAAUUUACAGUGCGGCCCAAACCCUACUUUUGUCGCAUUGAGAAAAGAGAAUGGAAUUGA
Mya arenaria is the source of this 1530-nucleotide messenger RNA. Its product is annotated as vitamin D 25-hydroxylase-like. The transcript is spliced from 6 exons. Gene Ontology annotation, molecular function: heme binding; iron ion binding; oxidoreductase activity, acting on paired donors, with incorporation or reduction of molecular oxygen. The record is from RefSeq and is a predicted model, not a curated record. The coding region runs from base 1 to 1530 and encodes 509 amino acids. NCBI's taxonomy places the organism in Eukaryota, Metazoa, Mollusca, Bivalvia, Myida, Myidae.